GUCCGUCCUCUGCACUCGCUGCUGCUUCAACUGUGUUCCUUGUAAACGCAGCAAUCGUUGGCGGCGGAGAGGGUCGUCCGUCGGUGUUUUCCGGUUAGGGGUUUUACGUUACAAUCACAUGACUUGCGAGUGGUGCGAAAGGAGAAAACAGUCAGAGAGAUGUGGGGGGAAGCAGUUGAGGAAGGGGCGGUUGAGUUAACGUUAAUCUCCCGCACUGUGUAACCGUCGUGAAACCAAGCCCUGCUAACCGUUUUUCUCUUGUUCUUUCUCUCUCUGACAGCCGGCGAGGUCCAACCGCUGCAGUCACUCACAGCGUAUGGUCGUUUGCUUAUUUGACUAUAAGAGACAGAAUGCCAACCAUUUUGACUAAAGCCAUAGACACAAUACACCGUAACAAAAGCAAGUUUUUUGAGGAACACGGAGAGGAGGGGAUCAGUGCGGAGAAACAAGCAAUAUCUCUGCUGUCUAAAAUGAGGAAUGAGCUACUAACCGAUAAGCCACUACUGGAAUUGAUGGAUGGCUUGCCAGACACAGAGUCCUGGAACCAGUAUAUGCAGAGACAGCAGAGCCAGCUGGGGGACCAGGAGCCUGCUAGCUGGUUCAAGUCUCCUUGGCUGUAUGUGGAGUGCUACAUGUACAGGAGGAUACAAGAGGCAAUCGGGCUCAAUCCUCCAAUUAACAACUUUGACGUCUUUAACGAGGGAAAGACCCAAAGCUUUUUUGAGUCUCAACAGGCUGUGAUGGCUUUAUGUACUUACCUGGGAGACAUCCAGAGGAGCAUGGAGAAGCUGUCAGAGAACCAGUUGUCUGAAUAUUUCAACAAACUACUCCAGGUUUCUCUUUGGGGGAACAAGUGUGAUCUUUCCAUCUCUGCUGGUCAAGAUAACUCCCAGAAGACCAGUCCAAUAGAUUCCCUCAACAGCUUACAGUCUUUUAUCUUGGUGGAUGACUCCAACAUGGUAUGGUUGACUCUUAAUUCUUCGAGAAGGCUGGAAAGGACAGGAAAAAAAACUGCAGACAGAGUUGACAUUGUGCUAGACAAUGCUGGUUUUGAGCUGGUCACUGACUUAGUGUUAGCAGAUUUCCUGGUGUCCUCAGGCCUUGCACGUCAAAUUCAUUUUCAUGGCAAAUGCUUCCCGUGGUUCGUCUCUGAUGUCACCGCGAAAGACUUUCAGUGGACCAUCCGGCAGACCAUGGCAGCCAAUCACAAAUGGAUGUGUAAGAGUGGCUUCCGGUGGCAGAGCUAUCUCAAAGAGGGUGUUUGGUGCUAUCACGACCAUCCUUUCUGGACGCAGCCCCACGAGUUCUGCGACAUGGCAGCGGAUGCUCCUGACCUGUACGCAACCCUGCAGGAAGCAGACCUGGUGCUAUUUAAAGGCGAUCUCAACUACAGGAAGCUGACUGGUGACAGGGACUGGGGCCACACUGUGGAUUUCUGUGCUGCACUGAGAGGUUUUGAGCCGGCACCACUUUGCAGCCUGAGAACCCUCAAGGCCAACAUACAGGUCGGUCUGCAGCCGGGACAAGCGGAGAAGCUGACCUCCCAAGACCCAUCGUGGAUGACCAAUGGGAAUUACGCUGUUAUUCAGUUCCACAUCCCAAAGUUGGAGUAGACCUCAGGAUUAGACUGGGAUGACUGGACUUCAAAAGAUUUUUACUCUAAGGAAGCACCAAAAUUAGGUGCUGCCAUAACUAAACUAAGUUAUCAAAGGUUCUUUUAAAGGACGUCAACCAACUUUAACGAAUUCACGAAAUGCACAACAAGAAUAACAGUCUUAUAAUAAUAUAUGUCAAUGCUGUCUUAUAUUUAUAAUGCCAUAUUUUUACAUUGCAAUCAUUGAUCAUAAGUUUUAUUCAGGCUGUCUAAGGUGUUAAUUUAUCUAAAGAGCUAAUAUCUCACAUUUUGAUUUAUAUUACAGAUAACUUUCCUAUACCUGGAACUAAGUCUGUUUAUAGUAUAUGCAGGUAGUGGCGCUAAAAUCUAAUUUUGGGCUUUGUAAACCUAACGACAACAUUUUAGCAUGCAGUUCAGCUUUAUGAUGGAUGGUAUUAAUCUGUUUUUUUGGCUUUUUUAAUUCCUCACAAGCUUCUGUGUUUACAUUGACCUUCAUGCAUCAAAACAAGAAAAUCAUCUUAACUGAUCUAGAUCUGUGUUAUGUCUGUUUUUUAAUUUGAAUGAAUUAUUUUGAUAAUAGUGGGUAUAGGGAUGGUGUAAUGGUAAUAUUGCUGGAAUAUGUUGCGACUGAUAAAACUGAAUGAUCUUGGUUCAAAACUUGGCUGUUAGUUGUAAUGGGUGGUUGCUGGAGCAAAGAUUGUUUUUGAAGCUUGUUUAAUAAAUUAUUGUAAUGAA
This is a messenger RNA of Girardinichthys multiradiatus, 2350 nucleotides long. RefSeq names its product acidic residue methyltransferase 1 (gene dcph1). Gene Ontology annotation, cellular component: cytoplasm; nucleus. NCBI's taxonomy places the organism in Eukaryota, Metazoa, Chordata, Actinopteri, Cyprinodontiformes, Goodeidae. Gene Ontology annotation, biological process: DNA damage response. Bases 351 to 1613 code for a protein of 420 amino acids. The transcript is spliced from 5 exons. The record is from RefSeq and is a predicted model, not a curated record. Gene Ontology annotation, molecular function: phosphatase activity.